This is a messenger RNA of Raphanus sativus (radish), 3200 nucleotides long. Its product is annotated as putative U-box domain-containing protein 53. Gene Ontology annotation, molecular function: ATP binding; ubiquitin-protein transferase activity; protein kinase activity. The record is from RefSeq and is a predicted model, not a curated record. Gene Ontology annotation, biological process: protein phosphorylation; protein ubiquitination. Lineage: Eukaryota; Viridiplantae; Streptophyta; Magnoliopsida; Brassicales; Brassicaceae. The transcript has 10 exons. The coding region runs from base 388 to 2706 and encodes 772 amino acids.
UUUGGUAAUACGAAGGAAAAUUCUUCUUGAGCAAGAGAGUAGUAAAAAUCAAGAGUGAUCCUUCAACGAUGAUCAUAAGUCAUUACUUCGUUGUCUGAUUUUAUAGUAAUAAAAUAAUAAUAAUUUAAUGAAGCUUUAUAAGAUUCUAUGGUGUAUUCAAAGGACUUGAUUGUCUCUGAAAUUAGUAGCAAGAACGUGGCUGCUCUUUAAGAGAAUAGGAGAUUCCAAAAUCACAGAGUCUGCCACAACUUUUUCUCUUUGUGUUCGAGUUUCUGCACAAGCAUUAAAGCUACACCUUUUAUUGAUCAGACUGGAACCGUUGCAGAAACACAGAGCUGAAUUUAACAUUAGAGAGGCUUCAAGGUCAGCUUACUAUUUCAGAAAUAAAUGGACUACUUUUUCAAAAAGUCGAAUCUGGAAACCAAUUCCCUGCGCCAGCUUCCUAAGAAGGCCGGAUCUGAUCUAGCCUCUCCUUCUCAGGCGCUGACCAUUGCGAUAGCUAUUAGUGGGAGCACCAAAAGCAAGAAUGUAGUUAAGUGGGCGCUCAAAAAGUUUUCUUCUGACAAAAACGUUGUGUUCAAGCUGAUUCAUGUCUAUCCAAAGAUUACUUCUGUACCUACACCUUCGGGAAGGACAGUCUCUAUCUCUGAGGCACCAGAAGAUGUGGCGGCUACUUAUAGACGACAACUGAUGGAGGAGACGAAAGAAACUCUUCUUAAACCUUACAAGAAGAUGUGCGAGCGGAAAAAGGUUGAUGUAGAACUUCAAGUGCUUGAAUCAAAUAGUGUUGCAGUUGCGAUUACCAGAGAAGUUAAUCAGCACUUGAUAAGCAGGCUUGUCAUUGGACGCUCGUCUCAUGUGGGCUUGUACGGGAAUCGUGAUGUUACCGCGAAAAUAUCAGCCCAUGUGUCAGAACUUUGUACAGUUUAUGUUGUAUCAAAAGGAGUCUACAUUCUUUCGAAAAAUAAAUCAAUGUCAGAUGGGGAGAUCAGUGAAACUAUAAGAGAUUCCGGUAGUGAGAGAACUGAUACAUCUAGCUGUUCUUCUGGUUCAAGACAUAUCUCAGAUGCAACACUCAAAUCGAAAUCUUUUGCUAUGUCCAAUAAUAAGAGAUUGCAACAUCUCCCGACAACAGGAAGAGGGGUUUCUGUUCGUAUGGAAGCUAGCUCUGUUGACUCAUACGGAACUACAAACAUGUUUUCGGAUGAAGUUAGCAAGAGAAGUAGCCCUGAAACAUCGCGUACCAUCUCUUGGAAUCCUCCUCGGAGUUAUAUGUCUAGCUCUAGCAACGAAAAUGUUAGUCAAGGACAAGAUUAUUUCACAGCCAAACAGGACACGCUCGACAAAAUUAGAAAGUUGAGAGAUGAACUUAGACAGGCUCAAGAAAUGUAUCCAAUGGCUCAUGUAGAAACCUUGGAUGCUUCUCGCAAGCUGAAUGAGCUUCAUGAGUUUGAAGAGUUAACGCUUAAGGAACAUGUGACAAAGGGGUUAGAAGAAAAGGAAAAACAGAAGUUUGAGCAGAUGAGAAGAGAAUACAAAGAGAAGGAGAAGCUUAAAGAAAGUUCCCUUGUGGCUCCCAAGCUGCAAUACCAAGAGUUCACUUGGGAAGAAAUCAAAACCGCAACUUCAUCAUUCUCUGAAGAUUUAAAGAUUGGAAAGGGGGCUUAUGGGGCUGUUUACAAAUGCAAUCUCCGUCAUACAAUCGCCGCUGUCAAAAUUUUGCAUUCCCCGGAAAGUAAUCUAUCCAAGCAAUUCGAUCAAGAGAUCGAAAUCUUGAGCAAAAUCAGACAUCCACACUUGGUUCUCCUUCUAGGCGCGUGUCCGGAGCAGGGUGCUCUAGUCUACCAGUACAUGGAAAACGGUAGCUUGGAAGAUGGGCUAUUCCAAGUCAACAAUAGUCAACCAAUCCCGUGGUCCGUCCGGUUCAGAAUCGCUUGGGAAGUGGCAUCAGCGCUUGUUUUCCUCCACAAAUCAAAGCCGACACCAAUCAUCCACCGUGAUCUUAAACCAGCCAACAUCUUGCUUGAUCACAACUUUGUCAGCAAAAUAGGAGACGUGGGUCUCUCCACAAUGAUCAAAGUCGAUCCUUUAUUAACACAAUUCACAAUGUACAAACAGACAAGCCCCGUGGGAACCUUAUGCUAUAUCGAUCCUGAAUAUCAACGAACGGGAAGGUUAUCUCCCAAGUCAGACGUCUAUGCGUUUGGAAUUAUCAUUCUGCAGCUGCUUACCGCUCUCCCGGCUAUAGCACUGACGUAUAAAGUAGAAACAGCAAUGGAUAACAAUGAGUUGAUAAAGAUUCUUGAUAAAAAAGCUGGUGAUUGGCCAAUGGAUGAAACCCGUACACUAGCCGCUUUGGCCCUCUCUUGUACAGAGAUCCGGGCUAAAGACAGGCCUGAUCUGGAAACUCAUAUUCUUCCAGCAUUGGAGAGCUUUAAAAAUGUAGCUAAAAAAAAAGCAAGAAACUUGAUUUCCUCUGUGCCGGAGCAACCUCCAAGCCAUUUCUUAUGCCCUUUACUUAAGGAUGUUAUGAGUGAACCUUGUGUUGCGGCUGAUGGCUAUACUUAUGACCGACGAGCCGUUGAGGAAUGGAUGGAGGACCACCGUACCUCACCGGUGACUAAUUUGCCGUUACAAAACAUUAACCUUUUGCCCAAUCACACUCUUUAUACAGCCAUUGUUGAGUGGAGACGUAGUAAUCAGUAAGGCAAUUUCUUCAGUCGUUUUGGUGUUUUCUCUUUCUGAAACUGCGUAGCCUAUAACAACUCCCUCCCUGCUGUUCUAUAACCUUUUAUUGCUUCUUUUUUUGCUCUCUUUUUUUGGUUCAACAUCAUUUCAUUUUCCAAUAGCUUCAUCCAUGAUCACGCCUUCGGUUUAUCAGGCUCUACGACCAUAACCAUAUUUGGUACAUGAUUAUCCAAGGAUGAAGUAUCGCAAGAUUCAAAAGAACAUGGGUUUGAGCUGUUUUAUUUGUGGUGCGGUUACAGUCUCGAGGGCUAGAAGAUAAAGAUAAAUGAAGUGAAGCAAGAUGCUGUCAUGCUGCUAUCUCUAUUUUGCGUGAUCAUGUGUUUUCGAAGAUAGAGUUUAACAUUAUUUUCAUGUAAUUUUGAUUAAUCAAUGGAUAAAAUAUUCCAUCUCAAUCCGAUUAGAUUCUUCUAAUCUUGUGUUUGUUAUGUUUUGUUAAGGAAAUAUGAUAGACU